AUGGAGCGCUUGGAGCGGUGCGCUCGCUGCCUGCGGGCCCGGCUGGUGACCGCGGCAAUGCGCCGCCGGCUGCCUUGGUUGCUGCUCGGCCUCGUCUUCCUCGGGUCCGCCCUCAAGGACGCCGAUCUGGUGCUGGAGACGCCCAUGCAGAACAAACGCAACGCGCUCAACGUGUAUUUUGUCAAGGUGGCUUGGGCAUGGACGUUCUGGCUUCUGCUGCCUUUCAUCGGAGUCACCACCUACCUGUUUGCCAAGAGCAAGUUCCUCUACGGCUCCACAAAGAGCAUUCUGGCAGCUCUGCGGCGUCUCAGCACGCUGCUGGUGGGCACUGCUGUCUGGUAUGUGUGCACUGAACUCUUCGAGUACAUCGAGAAUCUCACCGGCACGUGCUCUACCUCGACUAAACUCAGUGAGCCUCACCAGCUCUAUGCCACCAAGCAGGAGUGCCAUCGGAACAACGGGGUCUGGGAUGGUUUUGAUAUCUCGGGGCACUGCUUUCUGCUCUCAUACUGCACUCUCAUGAUCGUGGAGGAGAUGGCUGUGCUGGAAGGCUUGUCCAUAGACCGCAACUCAAGACUGCGUGUUGUUAUCAACAGCCUGUUUGUGUCCUUGUGUUUUCUCACCAUGAUCUGGGUGUUCAUGUUUCUGUGCACUACUGUGUAUUUCCACAAUUUCAGUCAAAAACUUCUUGGUGCACUGAUAGGUUUGGCAGCUUGGUAUGCAACAUACAGAGUUUGGUACUUGAAACCUUUUUCUCCCGGACUACCUCUCCCAAAUGUACCUUUGAGUUCAAAGAAAUACGGUUACAGCCGAUAAUUUUUUUAACUUUGGAUUUUUCUUUCAGUGCCAGAGUAGUUCAGUACAGGCAUGGUUACAGGCUUUCCACCAUAAGGAACAAGGUAACGGGCUGGAGAAAACAGCCUUUACUAGCUGAUGGCUGGGAGGUGAUAAUAAACUUUGUGCUCAUGAUGAAAAAGAAAUUGGUAGUGGAAAAGGUCUGCUCUUGGCUGGGAGUUACUGACAAAGAAAUACAAAGUUGGAUUUGUUUCUUGCAUUAAUAAAUAGAGGAACAGAUCUUCCAAAACUGACAGAGGCCUUUGCGCUUUAAGACCUUAACUGACCUUAAGUUAAUUCUCCCUCUUUCUGUCUACUUUUAUCAAAAUACCAGGGAUGAUCCAGAUGUCUUUUUUUUUUUUUUUAAUACUCCUACUUGUUCUUUCUUAGAGGAAGUCUCUCCUAAUGACUGCUGCUAACUAUUGCAGAAGACUUAACCAAUGUUCAUUUGGUAAAGCAGUGUGAAGCUCAGUUGCAAAAUGCUAACAUCUCAUGUUAUCAGGUAUUAAAUACACCUAACAAGGGUUUGGGGCAAGUUGGUGUAUGCGUGUUCUGCAGCAAAGAGAAUGAAUCUGAGAUACAACAGCUUAAGCAGUCUGUGACUUGAAAGUGAUACCUGUCUUUGGAAAGGGAACUCUUCAAUAACAAGUCUUACCUUCUCCUUGCACUGUAAAUAACUGUAGUCACGUUUUGUAACAUGCUGGACACAAAAAAAUCCCAAGUCUAUUGAGAAA
Molecule: messenger RNA, 1568 nt
Organism: Centrocercus urophasianus (Greater sage-grouse)
Lineage: Eukaryota; Metazoa; Chordata; Aves; Galliformes; Phasianidae
Gene: FITM2
Product: fat storage inducing transmembrane protein 2
Exons: 2
Coding region: 1-816 (271 amino acids)
Biological process (GO): phospholipid biosynthetic process; lipid droplet organization; lipid storage
Cellular component (GO): endoplasmic reticulum membrane
Source: RefSeq, a predicted model, not a curated record